Phyllopteryx taeniolatus (common seadragon) is the source of this 4733-nucleotide messenger RNA. RefSeq names its product coronin-1C-A-like. Gene Ontology annotation, biological process: actin filament organization; neural crest cell migration. Bases 7 to 2829 code for a protein of 940 amino acids. Gene Ontology annotation, molecular function: actin filament binding. The transcript has 11 exons. The record is from RefSeq and is a predicted model, not a curated record. NCBI's taxonomy places the organism in Eukaryota, Metazoa, Chordata, Actinopteri, Syngnathiformes, Syngnathidae.
ACCAGUAUGGGACAGACCCAGGACAAAUUAGAAGCUGGAGAACAGACCCCUGUUGACGGAUUGGAGGACGCACACCCUGAAUGUGGAGAUUCAGACAGUGAUGCAGAUGAUGUCAUGAAGGCAGGAAGCGCCUGUGAAGAGGAGACUGGCAGCACAGCAGGGAAAAAAUCAGUGGAGCCAGACAUGGAAGAUUUGGAUGAGAGCCACAAGCGGCAGCCAAUAACAGCUUCCAGUGAGAAGCACGUCAAUUUGCGGGUGAGACAGGUUGCUGCAAGCGAGGUGAAACAAGGAGGGGUGGCAGCAAAUGAUCUGGAAGGAAAGGAAGGAGGGAAGGCUCCACCAGGCAAAAACCAAAACAGUAGCGUAACGACCGAGGAAACAGCUUGGACAUACAAACUGUUCAAUAAAGAUCAAAUCGAAGAGAAGAAGUGUGCAGAGGAGUUUGGAGUCUGCUCAAUGAGCAAAAUGGAGGACCAGGGUGAAGGUAACCAAAACAAACGUGAGUUGCAUGGCCACAUGACACCCUCCUCGUGGGAUUCAAACUCUUUAACUCAACAAACGGAAGCAAAUGAAGCUCACCGAGACACAGAGCCAUCAAAUGCAGCUGCAGGCACAGAACCUAAUUCUAUUUUGGAGAAGCUCCUGAGGAGAAACCGAAAGGAGGUGUGUCCAUCUCUAGAAAAAAUACGGGAGAUUGAAGCCGAUAAAUUGGAUACGGAGCUCGAUAUGACCCCGCCUGUCACUGCAGCAACAUCUAUCACCACUGAGGAAAAGAACACGCCAGAAUUUGUCAGCCAGAGCCUUUUAGCGUCUUCUUCAAUCAAAACAACACAGGGUGACUUUGAAGUGGAAGAGCCUGCUGACCGAGUCACCAAAAAAUCCAAUUUUUGCAAAAGCGGUACAGUGAAGAAAUCAAAGGCAAACAAGGCGAUCAUAUCAAAUAUAGGUGCCCCCAAGCCUUCACACGAAAGACGGUCAUGUGAGGUAAAGUGUGUGAACACUCCUCCACCCACUGCAAGUGAUGACCAACCAGCAAACUUUCAACAUGUUCGCCACAGAAUAGAUGUGGAUGCAAGCUCAAUUUCGGUGGCAACUAAGACAGAAGAAAACCGCCCAAGGCAGGAAACUGAAACACCAGAGCAGCCUGAUUACAAAUCUGUCAGUGAAGGUGAUUAUAGCAUUUUGAUGAGAGAAAAGUCCCCAGACACGGCCAGGUCAAGGCCUGUCUCUGAUCUCAUAAAGGAAAACAUACAGCUGCACGAGAAGCAUCUGCACCAGGAUUGGUCCAAGCCCAGCGCGGUCAAAUGCGACGAGCAAAGUCAGUCUGCAGUGAAGGUCUCGCGGAUGAAGGCCACGUUUGACUCGCCUCAGAAAUCCCCAGAGAAAGCCCUCGAGAGGAAGCCGUCUGUGAGAAAAGAUAUGAAAGGAGUAGUACGGAAGAGCAAAUUCCGUCACGUCUUUGGCCAGGCGGUGAAAAAUGAUCAGUGUUACGAUGAUAUCCGGGUCUCCAGGGUCACGUGGGACAGCGCAUUCUGUGCAGUUAACCCCAAGUUUAUUGCCAUAAUAAUUGAAGCCAGCGGUGGUGGAGCUUUCCUCGUUCUUCCUCUUCAUAAGACGGGACGCAUCGACAAAGCCUACCCAACGGUUUGCGGUCACACUGGUCCAGUGUUAGAUAUUGACUGGUGCCCACACAAUGAUCAGGUCAUCGCCAGCAGUUCCGAGGACUGCUCAGUGAUGGUGUGGCAAAUUCCUGAGAAUGGCCUUGUCACUCCCAUGUCGGAGCCAGCUGUGGAACUAAAGGGUCACUCCAAGCGAGUGGGCGUAAUCACAUGGCACCCUACAGCUCGCAAUGUUCUUCUCAGUGCAGGUUGUGACAACGUGAUCAUGAUCUGGAACGUGGGCACAGGCGAGGCCUUGAUCACCUUGGAAGACAUGCAUUCUGAUAUGAUUUACAGCGUUUGCUGGAACCGCGAUGGCAGUCUCAUCUGCACUGCCUGCAAGGACAAGUUUGUCCGUGUUAUUGACCCCCGCAAGGGAGAAAUUGUUGCUGAGAAAGAAAAGGCACAUGAUGGCGCUCGCCCCAUGAGGGCUAUUUUUCUGAAGGAUGGCAAAGUCCUCACCACUGGUUUCAACCGUAGGAGUGAGAGACAGAUCGCCCUCUGGGACACGCAAAACAUGGCAGAGUGCAUGAGUAUGAUUUGCAUGGAUGCCAGCAAUGGAGUGCUCUUGCCCUUCUAUGACCCCGACACCAACAUUGUUUACUUUUGCGGGAAGGGUGACAGCAGUAUCCGCUACUUUGAAGUAACAGACGAGGAUCCAUAUGUUCACUACCUUAGCACCUAUGUCACCAAGGAGUCUCAGAGGGGCAUGGGCUGCAUGCCAAAGCGUGGCCUUGAUGUCAACAAGUGUGAAAUUGCAAGGUACUAUAAACUGCUUGAAAGGAAGUGUGAGCCUAUUGUGAUGACUGUACCGAGAAAGUCUGACCUGUUUCAGGAUGACUUGUACCCUGACACAGCUGGGCCGGACUCAGCCCUGGAGGCUGAGGAGUGGUUUGAAGGCAGGAAUGGUGACCCUAUCUUAGUCUCCCUCAAAAAUGGCUAUGUUCAAGCCAAGAACCGGGAAUUCAAGGUUGUCAAAAAGAACCUUUUAGACGCCAAGGUGACCAAGAACACCGAAAACUCAACCCCGGCCUCCCAGAAUACACCACUCAAAUCCGAUGGCAAGCUGGAAGAGAUCUUGAAAGAAAUCAGAUCCCUCAAAGAGCUGGUCAGCAGUCAGGAGAAGCGACUGGUCACACUUGAAGAGCAAAUGUCCAAAAUUGCUAUUUAGGGACUCUUUGCCAGACCUGCGACAAUUCACCACAUUCCUUCCGUUGGCUGGGAGGAGGACGCUAACAGUCGCUUACGCCAGUGACAGUCUUCCCCGUCUGAGGCCUGCCAAAGUAAUCAUCCCUAGCAACAUUCCAGAUGAACUUUUCCUAGUCAGCCCCAAACCGUCUGCAUAACACAGUUGGAAUAAGAACAACUUUCGCAGGAAGUGUUCUUCCUUUUUUGGGGUAACAAAAGAACUGUUUCCCUUUCAUUCUGUGGCAGUGUCUUUUUAUUUUGUUGACGUGUAUAACAUGUCUUACACUAUCCUUUCCAUGUUGUAUUUUAUUUUAUUUUUUUUGACAAAAGGGCCAAAUAAUUUCCAAUAUGAGCAUUCACUUCUGUUCCCUUUUUUUACUGUUCUAUUGCCAUAUUCCAACAUUGUAAUUUGGGCAAAUUGGACAAUUUUCUUUCACGUUAUGUUCACUCAGUUGACUUUCUUGAUGAUUGAGGUUUCACAAAUCAGCAUCUACCUAUUUUCUGUGUUCUUACCUCCUUCCAUCAUUCUUACGCUCACGCACAUGCAUCCGUGUGCUUGCUGCGGUAAAGAAAAGUAAACUCGGUUGAUCUUUCUUUUAAAGUGAGCCCCUCAGAAAUGACCAAUUUUUCAAUAUGUAGAACUCUCCUUUGAAUCUGGGAGAUGUUCAGGCACAUUCCACUCACAACUACCGUCAGGUGUCAUAGGAUUAUUGGUUGCCUUCAAUAGAUUAUUUCCAACAAUCAAGAAAAACAGGUCAACACAAUUGGUGAUCAAAUUGGAAGGUUCCGACGGAAAACUGAUUAAGAUGGAUUUAAAACAAAAAAACGAUUGUGUGCCUCAUGUUUUUGGCCUUCUCAAUGUCUUGUCAGCUUGGACAUUCCUUCUUUGCUUAAUGGGGGUGGGUUAUUUGAAUAUGUCUGGUUUUUGCUCCACUGUUUCUUUUUAGCCUAUUUGUUGUUCCAGCAGUGCUUACGUCCCUCUUGGCGCUUCCACUUUUUUUUUUUUUUUUUUUUUUUUAUAAACAUUUUUUUUUGCGUUUUGUUUUUUCUCGUGUUUAUGCAAGACCACUUUUCUUCAUUUUUUUUUUAAUGGUUAAAAGUGUCUGACAUUCACUUUCAAUAUCUGUUGUCACUGUAAAGCCCUGCACGUGCCAUAUGGCACCAAUGUACAAGUGUGUGUAGAAGAGUAUUGCGUGGUUCAAGUCGUGUAGUAAAAUGAAGAUAUGAAACCACUUGAGUGUGCCAAAACAUGCAAGUUAAAACAGACUUUGUUCCUUUAGUAAAUGUUCUAAAAUCUGAAACAUCCUGUAGUAACAGCAAGCAGCAUUAAGGUGAGAAUUUCAGAAGCCAUUAAAAGCCAUUUAAGAAAAGAAAAUGUCAAACCAUGCCAAUAUUGAUGGAUAGAAUAUAGUGGGACAUGACAGAAUAUCUGUGGUGCUCUGCUUGUGCUGUUGGCACCUGAGCUAGCUAGGUUUAGCAAUGUAUUGUAAGACAACUAAUCCAAAGGGACACUAUAGGUUGGAAAAUGUGCAGUCGAAAGAUGUAUGUUUGUGUCAAGUCUAACAAACGAGUGAAAGUUGGGUAAAUGACCACUUUUUUUUAUUUUUAUUUUUUGUUCCCCCCUUUGUUUUUGUGGCUGUGCCGAAGAGGGAGUUUGUAGGGUUGGUGGGUUUUAAAUGUUUCUCCUCAUUUGUGUUUUCCGCACCUUGCCAUAAUGCAACAGCUGAAACCUCUGUUAUACUGGAGUGUGUCUGAAAAUCUAAGAAAAAUCAACUGAAAAUGAACCAGGUUGAAGCCUCAUGUGGAGGUGUGCGCAGCAUUUUUGUGUAUUUUUCUUGCUUCAAGUAUCAAACAUUGAUUACAAAAAUAAAGACUUUUUAAAAUGGG